CUUAAUUAUUGAUUUAUCUCGAAAUCUAUUGAUUUAAGCAGAAACCUUUGAAGGACUUUUUUAUAGCCCCGUGAAUUCCUGACAAAAAAAAUUUUUUCACGUUUCCUUCUAAACUCAAUAGUCUUGAGAUCAAUCGACAUUUCCAAAACAGUUAAACUCGACUUAUCUGGUUUUACUACUUGGCUACUGUCUCCUUUCCACCGCUUCCAUUUGAACAAUAAAUAAUCAAGAAUUCCCCGUCCUAAUCGAGUCGUUCUGUUUUUUUUUUUCACAAAUAAUCAUCCCAACGAGAUAAAGAAUAAAACCGGUAAUCAGUGACGCGCGAAACAUUCAACUUGAUAAAUAUACGAUCGCAGCGAUUGUCUACCCCUCAAGCUCCCGAUUUAAACAAUGCCAGCGUAUGUAUUUGUACACGGAUAAUUCUCAUCAAGUUCUUAUCAGGUGUUUCCAUAACUCCCGUGCGCACGUAUAUAAAUCGUGUAGGUGGGAAAGCAUUUGCGGAAGCCUCCGCAAAACAUUCAAAGCCUCGAGUACUCCGAAUAAAGUGGCUCAGUGAUAAACGUCAGUGUUCAAUAAAUUAAUACUUAUAAAAACCUUGAGUAACCUUUUUCCUAAUCAGCAACAAUGUGCAUUCUCUUCAUUUAUCGAAAUCCCAACGCAACUGGUUCUGCUUAUCGUUUAAUUGUUGCAACAAAUAGAGACGAAAAUUACCGAAGGCCUACAAGAGCUGCUUAUUACUGGGAGAAUCAUCCAGACUGUUUAGGAGGGACGGACCAGGAGCCAACGAAGGAAGGGGGCACUUGGCUGGCAAUUUCGACGAAGGGUCGUGCUGGGGUACUCUUAAAUCUCUCGGAGGCACCCAAACCUCCUGCAGAUACACCCACCACCCAGAAGAAGGGUCGCGGCUUCCUGGUGACAAAUUACGUCGUCUCGAGAGAAACCACAGCGAAUUACUUGAGAAAUCUGCAUGAGGAAAAUAGCAAUGACACAUACAAUCCUUACACUCUGGUUCUCAUUGAUUUGAAAACAGCAGACGUGAGUUUUAUCAGCAGUUCCCGAAGUUGUCAAGGCCCACAGUUAUCUGUAACUGAUACAAUUUUGGGUUUUGGGAAUACAUCAGUUGAGACUCCUUACAAAAAAGUGAUAAAUGGGAAAGAGCAGUUCAGGCAGAUCGUCACAGAUCCAAAAAUAGUUAACGAGAAUGUCCUCAUAGAAAAGCUCAUUCAAUUUCUCAAAUCAAAUGAACAGCAUCUCCCUGACGACGUGAUGGAGGAGCUCCAUCAGGAGGAGAGCAAAGCUCUGAGCUCGAUAUUUGUGCACGCAGAUGAUUGGACUUAUGGCACGAGAACACACACUAUAAUUCUCGUGGAAGCCUCGGAUAGAGUUACAUUCCUGGAAGAGACUAUGAACGAGGAUGAGACAUGGAGUCGUCAGCAUUUUGUCACAUCCCUCGAAUAAUUUCCAAUUCACAGUUGAAACUCGAGAUUUCCAUCAAAACAAUUUCACAACCACAAAUUACUGUGAUAUAAGUUUAGAUGGGAUUCAUUCUAAAAAAUUUCGGAUCUUCCCUCCCACGUCCGAAUAUAUUUUUUGAAUACAGGAAAAAUGGGGCAAAAUGGAGAACAAUUCGUAAUUUAUUCAUAACGAAGGAAUAGAUUGAUCGAUUGGGCUCAGCGAAGGGGAAAAAUUACACCACUUCAUUAAUAACUCGAUGAGCUCGAAACAAUGAAAGAAAAUCUAGUCUCCAUUUUGCUCCUCGUACUCUGAAUUUGUACUCAAAACGAAUGUUGUUUAUAGAAAAUAAAGAAAACUCUAGCUAUCGACAGA
Fopius arisanus is the source of this 1827-nucleotide messenger RNA. RefSeq names its product transport and golgi organization 2 (gene Tango2). The transcript is spliced from 4 exons. Bases 625 to 1458 code for a protein of 277 amino acids. Lineage: Eukaryota; Metazoa; Arthropoda; Insecta; Hymenoptera; Braconidae. The record is from RefSeq and is a predicted model, not a curated record. Gene Ontology annotation, biological process: protein secretion; Golgi organization. Gene Ontology annotation, cellular component: Golgi apparatus.